Molecule: messenger RNA, 2591 nt
Organism: Amphiprion ocellaris (clown anemonefish)
Lineage: Eukaryota; Metazoa; Chordata; Actinopteri; Pomacentridae
Product: leucine-rich repeat-containing protein 43
Exons: 12
Coding region: 109-1917 (602 amino acids)
Molecular function (GO): protein binding
Source: RefSeq, a predicted model, not a curated record
AGACCAUAGACAAGCUGACCAUGUGUACAUUGGCUCAUAUACAAUAGCUGCUGUGUUCCUCUACAAAUAAAACUCUUAUAUAGAGACAUAUAGCAGCUGUUGACUGUCAUGAGCUCAAACACACUUUCUGCUGUUUUAGAGAAGAAGAUUCGCCGCCUGUGUCUCAAUGAUUUUCCCUGUGGACAUGGCAGCUGGAGAAAGACAAAGGACAGUGCAGCGGGAGCAGAUUCAGAGUCGACAGAUUCCCUCCUCGAUCUGCUGAGCUGCCAUCAUUCUCCGUGGCGUUACGAUGAUUCAUGGAGCCCCCAAGCCUCGGCCCUGAGAAAGCUGGCUGUGCUUUCACCUCAACACCUGCACACGAACUUCAUUUACAGUUACUUUACUACACUUCGAAUUGUGGACAAGGGAGUGUCAGCCAUUGACAACGGCCUGCUGAAAUUCUCAAAGCUGGAGGAACUGGUGCUGAGUGCCAACAAAAUCUCUGAAAUCCCUGCAGAGAACCUUCCCAGCAGUCUGAAAAUUCUGGAGCUACGCGCAAACCGGUUGUCCUCUUUAAACAGUCUCACCGGCCGUCUGCCUCCUUGCCUGCAGUACCUCGGCCUCAGCCACAACAGUCUGGCCUCCCAUGAAGAUGUUUCUCAUCUCACAGGAAGACACUGGCCACAGCUGGUGUGUCUGGACCUCAGUGACUGUGACUUCCAGGACCAGAAGACCUUACUGGAAGCUUUGAGCUCCCUCCCUUGCCUCAAGACACUGGUGCUGGAGGGAAACCCGUUCACCCUGGCACCCUCUUAUCCGGGCUUCACUGUGGACCGUCUCCCAGCACUCUCCUGUCUGGAUGCCUCAUGGAUCUCCCCUGAGGAAAGACACAGUUUUAGAGGCUUGGCCGAGAUGAGUGAGCUGAUUACAGACACGGCAUCAGCCACAGUAAAUGUGGGAAGAAUGAGAGGAAUCCUAGACCCGCUGAUGAGUGUGGAGGAGAACGCUCCUGACUUCCCUGUUGUCUCUUUCAGCUAUUUUAUCACAUACGAGUUCCUUAGUCACGAAACACCUGGCGAGCUGAACCUUGGCAGUGAAGCUAAAUUUGACACGGCAUCCACAGCACAUGUGACAGAAGAUGGCUCGUGUGAUACUGAUCUACUAUCAAGCAAGAAAUGUGAAAGAGAGACGUCCAAACCAGACACUGAAGUCUGUGUGGUUAAUACUGAGGGAGCCUGCUCUGAUGCUAUACGUGUGUCUAGUCACAGUACAUCAAAGCUGACGUGGUCGGAGUGCAUGGACUUCAGUGAUGCACAAACGUACGUUGUUAGUUCUCUGGGAGACUUGAAGAAAUUCCUCAAUCAAGGCCUUUAUCUCAGGCUAGAGGAGGAAAAGGUCCUGUCGUGGCCUGCAGUCUCUGAAGACGCCCCGGUGACAAAAAACAGUCAAACUGUGAAAGAGAAGAAAGGCGGGAAAGGGAAAGAAUCUCCUGGCAAAUCUGGUUCCACUAAAGACAAACCUAAAGACAAAAAGAAGAAAUCUGUCCCAGAGCUGGUCCAAGACGCCCCCAUCAGAACAAUCCUUGGCUCUGCACACGUCCCUCUGCAAAGCCUGGUCAAAGGAGGUCAAAAGGUCAAUGUCAUCUGUGACCUCGGUGUCCUGCACUCAGAGUCUAAGGUUGAAGCUCCGCAAACACCUCAAAAGGAUCUGGGAAAGAAAAUCAAAGAGGACAAGAAGAAGGGAGAGAAGGAGUCAAAACAGAGAGAAGGCAGCGAUGCAAGACAGAAGAAUACAGCAUCCGUAAAAGGCAAAGGAAAAGGCAAGAAGAAACCCGAGCUGGACGUCCACACAGACGACUCAGUGUCCGUGGAGGUGAGCGUGGAGCUGGAGAGAUGGAAGUCUGCAUCUGAAGCUCACCAGCUCGUACUACCUCACUGACCCUCUGAAAGCACACAGCACCGUUCUGUGUUUUCUCAUGACUGCUGACGGUGAAUGUACCAUUGAACUGAACUGCACAUUAAAUCUACUACAACAUGACAGUUUCAGCAAUUUCCUCCUGAAAUGUAGACCGUUGAAUGUUCUGAAAAAUGUGUUCUCCUGCUUUACGGUACCCAAAACCUAAAUAUGAGUAAUAAACUACUAGUUUCUCCAGAUAGAGGCUAUUAUGUAAACUUCCUUUCUAAAUUGUAAAACAGUUCAACUGCUGGUUUUAGGAACUUCUGUGUAAAAUAUUAACAAGCCACCUGUAUGUAGUUUGUUGUGAUUAUUCUAUGCAACAGUGCCAACAAAGAUGGCUGUGCUGUUAUGCACAAGGAACACGCUAUUUUAAUUCAUAAAUUUUAUUUAUUUUUAUACAGAUAUUCCAAACAUGUUUAAAGAAAUGUCUAAGUGUUUCAUUGUUUCAAACAGAUAUGAUCUUUUAACUGAUACGAAACUUUUUGGAAAGGCCAUUUUACUGGAACUGAAAGUUUACAGUAAGAAGUGCUUCAAAUUGAACUGCUUCUCUCUUACCAGUCUUCCAGAAGUCCUUUCAGAAAGGCCAUAAAAAAGUUCCUAUUAAAGCCAAACAGCACUGGGUUUCACAACUCCUCUCCAGAAAAGAGUGAGCAAAU